GUAUACGAAAAAAUUUAGUGAAAUUUUUUUUAAAUCAACAAAAUGCAUUGAUAUAAGUGCAAUUUUCAUUUUCAAGAAUAUAAGUAGUGCUCAAGUGUAAGUGUUGAGUUAUUUUUGCGACGCAGUGAACAUAAUGGGCAACGAUAGUAGUCGCCUAAAGGGAUUAGUAAUUGAUAAGAACUCUGUAGAAGCAAACGACUUCUGGACACUUUACAAUGCGGAAUCGCCAACCACAUCCAAUGAGGACGGUCGUCAACUACUUUCCGUGUUUCAAGGUGAACCGGUAGUAAAUGGACAACUGUGGGUGACACAGGGCCCCCUGGAACGCGCUAUAAAGAAUUUAAUGAUAUAUCGGCAUCCAUAUAUAUUGAAAUAUGUCAGCACCUGGGAACAAGGCGGUCAAAAACAUUUAGCCACAGAACGUGUACGCCCUUUGACUUCCGUUUUGUCGACACAAAACAAUUUACAAGUCUGCCUGGGAUUGCGAACUAUUCUCUGCAGUUUAAUAUUUUUAGUGGAGAAGGCUUUGGGGCGCCACCUUAACAUUUGUAUCUCAUCAAUUUACAUAACAGACGAUGGUAGCUGGCGUUUGGCUGGCUUUGAAUAUGUAUGGAAAAAUAAGGAAAUAACAAAGACAUUGCUUGAUUUUGUAAAAACCUAUCGCUAUCCUAAAGCCGUUGAUUCCGGCGAAGGCAAAGAUAAUACUAUUGAUGCCGUUGAGCAAUAUGCUUUCGCAACACUCUGCGAAGAAGUUUUGAAUAAGUGCAGCAAAAAAGAGACCACAGAAACUCCACACUCGCAAGAAUUUCGCGACUAUUGUUCCACCCACCUAAAACAUAAUAAUGCACAUUUACGGCCACGUCUCUCGGCCGUACUGCUACAUCCAUACUUCAAUCAUGAAUUUGUACUUAUACAUUCCUUUCUGUUUGAAUUGCCCUUAAAGUGUUUGCAAGAGAAGCAGGAUUUCUUCACUGGCCUUAUCGAUCGCCUUCGCUAUUUCAAUGAAGAAGUGGUUGGCGCUCAAUUAGCUGCUGAUCUUCUCUCGCGCAUGGUUUUGCUUGAUCCCACUGCGCAGUUAUGCGUUACGCCUUACGUGCUAAAGACGAAAAUCGAUCAUUCGGCAGCCUUAUUCUCUAACCCGACAUACGUGCGCUACGUCAUGCCACAUAUAAAGAAAAUGUUUAGGCUCCGUGAUGCACAGAUACGUUUAAUAUUGUUAGAAUACUUUAUGGAAUUCGUACGACUACUUUCGAAGGAUGAGAUAAUGGAGUGCAUACUCCCAUAUUUGCAAGAGGGUAUGAAUGAUACAAAUGAUGUUCUGGUAGCUAAGACACUGCGUUGUAUGGCUGACUUAGUCCCAAUUCUAGGAGCCUCUACCGUAAUCGUUGGCAACCGUACUCGCAUCUUUUCCGAUGGUCGUCCACAGGCAGCAGUUUCUGAUGCAACAACUCAUUGGGUCGAACCGCGGUCGAUAACGCCCGUAAUGGGCAAUAAUAUAGACUAUAUGGUGUCAGAUAGUCCAUUGCCGGACCACGUUGAUUUGAGUGGUAGCUUUAAUUCAUUGCCUCAAGUAGGCACAAACGAAGAGCAGGGAAUGCCGCCGCGUUUAAGCCCGGACGGAGGCGAAGAUGAUAAGAGUACUUCUGUUAGGGAUGGUAUGGGAUCACUGAACCCCUCACAGCAGCAUGAAGAAAUUGGUAGACAAAGCGAUAACGAAACGGUAGCAGCAGAAGCCAUUGUUGCAAAUAGCAGGGAGGCAACAUACAUUUUAACACCUAAUAUUGAUGAAAAUACAAAUGAAACUGAGAAAAUAUGUUCAGCUGAGAUUUCACAGAUCAUUACUGGUAUUGAAAACCCAAUUGUGAAUGGCUUUCACAAUCGGAACCUAGCUGAAAAUAGCGACGACGAUGAGAUUGAAGCGUGGUCCGAUUGGGAGUCUGAUGAGCUACAAAAGCUAAAUCAGGCAGCUGCAGUUGAUAAGUCAUCUGCAAAAAUUGAUGAAUCAAAAGUGUUUUUGAUCACAAACACAAAUAAUCUAACUUCACAAAGCCCCUCUUUUACACUGCCUGAAUGUAGUACUGAAGUCAAUAACGUAUCAACAAAAACAAAACCAUCCGCUGAAACUUCGAAACUGCAAAUAGUAGAGACCACUAUCAAAGGGGAUCUUAAUAGUACCGCAGCAAGCACACAUCAGACGCGAGCUCUUAAAAUAAAUGAUGAUCUCAACGCCUUUGACAUUGUUGUCCAUAAGACGGCGACGCCACAAGUCGACGGAAUUAUUGACUUUGAUUUCUUUAAAGACAUGGAACCAAUUAUUGAACCGAGUACAAGCAAAUUAUCCUUAGCAGGGACUUUAGUGACAAAAAUGCCAUCAAAUACAAUGAAAUUGCCAAAUAAGGAUGACAAUGAUGAAAUAAUAAUCGAUAGUAGUCGAUUUGCCGCUGUGGCCAUUAAUGCAGACGACAAUACGGGAGGCGGAGAUGGCUGGGGCAUGGACGAUGAUGUUUCGGAGGCGUGGAGAGAAUAGUACGAUCAUGCUGCUGUUAUUCAACAACAGCAUUUAGUGCAAUCAACUUAGCGCCGGGACGUUGUCGGAAUGAGGAGCAAAGUUGCCCCUUGUUAAAAUUGUUCUUAUGUUAUUAUGCAUGUAUUUCAACAGAAUUUUGAUGCGCUUGUAAAAUAUGCAAUGAAUAUGUUGUUUACUUUCUAAAUUACCUUUUUUCAUUAUAGAAUUUAAUAUGUAUUAGUACUAUAAGGAUUUACUGGAAAAAUAGUUACGAAAAAAAGGAAAUCAAAGACUAGAGAUAACUUGACGCAUUAAGAAAAAAAUAAAAAGUUUUAAAUUGGUAUUUUAACCAAAAUCAAC
Messenger RNA from Rhagoletis zephyria (snowberry fruit fly), 2866 nucleotides. RefSeq names its product protein-associating with the carboxyl-terminal domain of ezrin. Lineage: Eukaryota; Metazoa; Arthropoda; Insecta; Diptera; Tephritidae. The record is from RefSeq and is a predicted model, not a curated record.